UUUGGUGGGUUUGAUAUCACGAAACACGCUGCUUUCGUUCCAUGAGUCGAUUUAUUUUAUUUUGUUCUCCGUAAUUAAUACGAGUUUGCUUGUUAAUAUAGUGUACAAAACAAAAUUGGCCACAAUGUCUGUACCUAAUCCACGGGAAUUUUCCCGCGAUGGUAAAUAUUUCGCCUUCAUCAACAGUCAGGGCAAGUUUGUGGUUCACGAGGUUGAAACGAGCAACGUGAGCCAGGUCUACACCCCAAACCUACACCUCAACGCCCCGUGUACUUGUUUUGCUUGGAUUGUAGUUGGUGACGGAGGUGGACAAAGUGCCAAAAAGAAAAAGAAACGAACCAGUACCAGUAGUCCGACGGGCGAAACUCAAACAAUGGUCGUGUUUGGCACUAGCAAAGGCGGGGUUGCACUGUACAGCUUAGCUUCGUCCAAGAUUGAACAAACAUUCAAAGGUGCUGGACACUCCGGACCGAUUGCAGCUAUUUAUGCGGAACAGGAAAAAGAUGCUGUAUUCACUGCCGGUGCAGAUGGAAAGGUGCUGGAAUGGAGUUUGAGCGGAUGCGAGCAAAAAUUGGUUCAUAAUAUGGGAGUAGAAAAACUGACUUGCAUGUUGGUGAUUGACGAAGGGAGGAAAGUGUUGACGGGUUCCAAACAGCUCAAACUUUGGGAUACUUCAACAGGAAAGGUAGUCAAAACGUUGAUUGGUCACACAUCAAAUACCGUGCUGGUUGAGAAGUUGAUUGGACCUGACGGCAAAACCUAUGCCCUGACUGGAUCUAUAAAUGAUCGGAACGUAACACUAUGGUCCCUGGAGGGGGAUGAAACGUCACCAGUCGGAUUGUUUGCCAUAGAUGGCGGCCCAGAGUACAUUUCUGCACGACUAGUCGCUUCCAAAGUACAUUUGGUUGCCGUUUCCAAAUCGGGAGUAGUGCAUUACUACAUAAAAGAUUUGGAAAAAAUGAACACCACCAAGCCUGUUAAAGCGAAACACACGUACGAAGUAGCGCUAGACACAACCGAAAGCGAUUCAAAAACUGUUGAGAGUUUGCCAAUAUUCGUAGCCAGUAAUAAAUUCUCUCCGAAUCAGGAGCAAUUGCUGAUUGCGUAUGGCACUGAACACAAUCUUAAAUUUGAACAUAUUAUCGUCGAGAAGGAACUCAAGCAAAACGUGAUAAUUCGCGAAGCAAUCUCUAACUUCCAACAGAAGGGUCAAGACGGGAAAAAUCUUAAAACCAAAACACCCACUGUAGAUAGCGCCGCAGCGGAGUUCUUGAAUCCUGUCAAUGCUGGCAGGAAAUCUUUGAAAACGGUUGAAAUUCCAAUGGAGGCAAGGUUGGAAAACCUGGCUCUUACGGCCGAUAGCAAUGCUAAGGCAGAAUCUAGUCCUAAGAAUAUGGUCCACUUGCUAGUGCAGGGAUUACACAGCAAGGAUGCUGCUAUCCUACGAAGUGUGUUUGGCAGAAACGAACCGGAAGUGAUACAACGAACCGCAGAAAGAAUACCGGCUCAAUACAUAAGUAUCCUACUGAGCGAAAUUUCCAGUCUUAUGCAGAAAAAAACGGUUCAUGUCGCCACGGCAAAUUGUUGGUUAAAAGCCUUGAUCCAUAGUCACGCCAGCCAACUAAUGGCACUUGGGUCAGAAAACCUCCUUUCAAACUUCGGAACCUGCUUAGGAAUCAUUGAGUAUCGAGUUCAGCAUGCGAAUUCACUCUCCAAGCUGAGGGGCCGUCUGGACCUACUGGUAGAUCAACUCGAUCGAACCGAACGAUUGGCGAAAAAUCCAGAAGAGCUGGCAAAGUCCAGCCAUUGUCUAAUAUACCAAGAAGAGGACGACUCAGAUGUGGAUUCAGUAAUCGGUAAGGAACUUGCUUCAAACGAAGGUUCUUCGGGCGAUGAUUUUGAUGGGGUGAUGGAUGAAGUUGACGAAGAAGAGGAUGCGAUGGCAGGAAGCUUCGUUCGGUUGCGCAACGGAACGGCAAACCACGAAGACGAAUCAAGUGACGAAGAACAAAAUGCACAACAGAUACAACCGGAAGAAUCAAGUGAUGAUGAUGAUGAUGACGAAGAGAUGGAUGUUUCGGAUUAACUAGUGUUCAUAGAAUAGAAAGUUAUGUAUGCAAAUUGGAUUGCUGGAUCCAAUACACAAAUUUGUCUAAAAAAAUACA
Topomyia yanbarensis is the source of this 2165-nucleotide messenger RNA. RefSeq names its product WD repeat-containing protein 43. The transcript has 5 exons. Lineage: Eukaryota; Metazoa; Arthropoda; Insecta; Diptera; Culicidae. The record is from RefSeq and is a predicted model, not a curated record. Gene Ontology annotation, biological process: maturation of SSU-rRNA from tricistronic rRNA transcript (SSU-rRNA, 5.8S rRNA, LSU-rRNA). Bases 125 to 2086 code for a protein of 653 amino acids. Gene Ontology annotation, cellular component: nucleolus. Gene Ontology annotation, molecular function: protein binding.